AUGUCGACCAACCGCGAUAGUGAGUCAUACCCCGCGUUGUUCCAAGUGCAGCAUGGCGACUAGGAUGCUGAACGUUGGUUUCUACUCUCUCUACCCGUCUCCAUCAAUGGCGAUCGCGUCCGGUUCGGCUGUCGUCAUCGCCCUUGCGCUCACCCCGGUCGGCCGCCACCUCGCCUCCCUCUCCACUCGCUGGCUGCACGCCCCUCCCCUCCCCAUUGCACAGCCUCCCCGGCGUUCCACAGUUUCGUGUUCAAGCUCAAACUUGCCGGCGCGAGCUCGCGUGAAGAGCACCGUCGUUAUGGCUUUGUCGGUGACUUGAGACAACCGGCCGUGUUCAGCGUGAGUCACCCAUUUCGACGUUCGUCUCGCUGAGCUGAUCGGGCCGUUGGCGAGCGCGCGGUGACUCGGGGUGAGACGCCCGGUUGGCUCGCGUGACUCGAUCCACCGCGACCGAGGGCUCGGGGCCGGCUUCGGCGAGCAGUCAAGAUAUGAUGACUUGGGCCAAACAUGCACACACCACCAAUAACACUGUUUGGGUUGUCAGAACUGAUCAAACAGACUGGUUUACAUCACAGGGGCUUUGCACUCGUACGACCCAGGUCUUCAAGCUUGCUCCGGGCAGCUUCCACCUCGCCACCAUCGACCGCCUCGGCCGUCAAGUCUCGGUCAACACCCACGACGAUUUCCUUCGUCACGUGUGCGAACCGACCUUGUCGUACCAGAACCUUAAUACGGUCAAGCUCGAUGCCAAGGGCCGCAUCGUUCUCCACUUUCAUGUCGUCCGGGUGCCUCAGCCCUCGGCAAACUCUGCCACGCAAGUCAAAGGCUCGGAGAAGCAGCCGCAGUCGCAGGAGCAGGCCGCUUCGACCGGUACGCUCGUCGAUGUCAGCGAGCCCGCCUCAACUUCCGAGAUCUCGGGUACGAUCGCGACGGGACUCUUGAUUGACGUCUCGUCUUCGGACUCUGCCGCGAACCCCGAGCAAACCCCGGCCGCUCGCUCAAGCACAUCGUCCCCACCCGCGGUGCCCGUCUCUGCAGUCGGUUCGGGUGCGCUUCCUCCUCCGACCCAUUAUCACCACUCGCACCCUCACGAGCACGGUCUACGCCGCCACAACGAGUUCUCGGCCAGCUGCCGCCCCAGUUACAACCCUUACACCUCGCCUGUCCGUCACCGCCACCAGCAUGGCUCCGGCAUGCCGGCGACGACCACGCCCAUGGUCAGCUAUGGCCCGACCGCGCAUGUCAGUGCCAUGAUUCAUCGGCUCGAGCGUCGUCGCCAACUCCACGAGCAAACGAUGCGCGAAUCUUCGUCUGCCGCGAGCUUUUCCCAAGCCCCUCCAGCGGCCUCGACCUCGGCGUUAGCAUCCGCUGAUGAGAAGACAGCCGAGCCGGCCAAGGCGAGCAACGGCUACACACCCGCGUAUGUGACGGAUGUUCCUAUCGCGGAGAAGGCCGAGACCGAAGCUGGGGCGUCAUCGGCCUCGCCCAAGUUGUCACCUCCCUCGUCGCCGGUCGCCGAGACUUGGACCGGCGUUAAGAACAUUAUCACGACCUUCGUGCGCGACUUCAACCGCCACUUCGCCGACAACAUGGGCGACGAGUUCCGCGAUUUCCGAUUCGCUUCUGUCCGACGGGAAGAGAACCGCUCUCGCGAUGCAAGCACUUCGUCCGACGAGGUGCCCAUCCACCUCGGUGUCUUCUGCGACGCGUGCCACACCACGAUCCAGGGCGUGCGUCACAAGUGCCUCCAUUGCUCCAACUAUGACAUGUGCGACGUCUGCGUUGUCACGCGUCGAGACCACCAUAAUGCUGGCCACACAUUCGCCCAGAUCGAGCGGCCCGGGGCGCCGCCUUGCGUCGUCUCUACCGCGCCUGCGGCGUCGACUUCUCAAGCCUCGCCUCCGCCGGAAGAGGUCGAGCGCAAGGCUGUGCACAGCAGCGUUGUUUGCGAUGUGUGUGACCACACGGUCAUCGGUGUUCGCCACAAGUGCCUCAGCUGCGGCAACUAUGACAUGUGCGAGGACUGCAUUGCCUCCCGCCGCGAUGCGCAUGACAUGUCGCACGUCUUUGCGCAAAUCGUCCGACCCGGCGCUGCACCUGCAGUCGUGACCGUUCGAUCCGAGUCGACGGCCAAGGCCCCUCCAUCCUCCUCGGUCUACAACGCCGAUGCGCAACACCCUGCGACAUGUGACCGAUGCCAAGGUUCUAUUCGAGGCGUGCGCUUCAAGUGCUUGCAGUGCCCCGACUGGGAUGCCUGCUCAGCGUGCCACGAUAGCCACAAGCUCAACGACGUGCACCCUGGUCACUCGUUCGUUCCCAUCUAUGACCCCAAGCUGUUCGCUACCAGAUACAACGGUGUCACUCCUGCCCACCACGAAGGGAUCGCUUGCGACGCUUGUGAUGUGGGUCCCAUCGUCGGUGCGAGAUACCGCUGCAUGCACCCCGACUGCAACAAGGGUGACUCGUACGAUCUCUGUGCGACCUGCGAAGCCGAUCCCAUCGCUCGCCACCCCAUCGACCAUCCUCUACUUAAAUUGAGAGCGCCUAUGGGCCCCACUCCCGAAAACCACCGAGUCGUCAAGGACAUCAUUGAGCUCGUGCAGCGUCACCUCUCCGCCUCGUCGAAUGCCAACGCCCCAAUCUCGACUCCGAGGGCGAACCCUGCUUCCCCGGAGGAAGUGCCGAUCGCCGUCGCUGCCAUCGGCAAGGUCGUAGCGAACGUCAUGCGUAAGUGGGGAAUCGAAGUCGCCGACGAGUUGCCCACGACUUUGCUCGAUGGACCGGGCCCCGAGGAGGACGCGGCUGCAUCGUCCGAGGAUGAGGCUGUCGAAGCUCCUGAGGAGUCGUCGGCGCCGAUGGCGAUGAGCCAAGUCGACAUGGCUGGAGCCUAUCCAAUUCAGACGCCUGUCGCUGAGGCGGAAGAGGUCGCCGAAAAGGAAAUCACAAUCGAGCCUUCGAACGAGCAACCCGUGGAAAAAUCUGAGGAGGUCGCGCCCAUCGCUGAGGAGGAGCAAGUCAAGGUCGCCAACGCCACCUUGGCGGAUGAAACGCUUCGCGCAUCGUUUGUUGCGGAUGUCACCCUCUCCGAUGGCUCGCUCGUGCCCUCCGGCGCCAUGUUCACCAAGAUCUGGCACGUCAUGAACUCGGGCAACGUCGCCUGGCCUGCCUCGGCUCGCCUCGUCAACGUUGGUGGUUUCACUCGCAUGCGUUCGUCGACCUUCUCAGCGGCGCUCGAGUUCUCCGUGCCCCCCGCCCAACCCGGGGAGACCGUCGAGCUCUCGUGCGAGCUCCAAGCCCCUGAAGACGAGGGCAAGUACAUGGACCAUUGGCGCCUCCGCGACCAAGCGACGCAAGACUUCUUUGGUGAUCGAUUCUGGGUCGCUAUCGUCGUCGAAUCGGCGCAUGCUUCGUCCGAGAACUCGUUGACGAGCAGCUCCUUCAUCGCCCCUACUCCGGAGACGAACAGGGCCAGUACAGAAAUGGACACGCGCUCGACCGUCUCGUCCGUGUCUUCCGAUGAGCUGUCGAACCCCGAAGAGGACGAGGAGUUCAUCCAUGCCGGCGUGUCGUCCGAUGAAGAUGUCUCUAGUGAUGAGCAUGACGUCGAGUCGGUCGUUGACGAGGACGAGGAAUUCGUUGUUCUUUCGGAUGAGGACUUUGAAGCCUAG
Molecule: messenger RNA, 3668 nt
Organism: Microbotryum saponariae
Lineage: Eukaryota; Fungi; Basidiomycota; Microbotryomycetes; Microbotryales; Microbotryaceae
Source: the annotation of a GenBank genome assembly